This is a messenger RNA of Penaeus indicus, 6853 nucleotides long. RefSeq names its product myosin-11-like. NCBI's taxonomy places the organism in Eukaryota, Metazoa, Arthropoda, Malacostraca, Decapoda, Penaeidae. The record is from RefSeq and is a predicted model, not a curated record. The transcript has 43 exons. Bases 234 to 6815 code for a protein of 2193 amino acids.
CUCUGGGUACCUGCCGCCGCGGCCGCCUCCAGUUGCCCCCGCACACGGCACCCAUCCUGCCGCGUCCUGCGCCAGCUUAAUUGUGGUUGUGCUUCUGUGUGGUGAUGUGUACCGGGAAAUAGUACUGGCUCUAAUCAUCGCCUUGCUGGAUCCCAUCACGACGCUGUGACCCUUCAUAAAUAUGUAAAGCUGUUUUUCUACCAGUGAUCGGCCGUCGGCCCGGGUGAGAAAGGAUGCCAAAGGGAGGUGACCCGCUGUGUCCACUCGGCUUUCACCCACAAACCCGCUGGCCGAACAGGUGCAAGCGCUGCUUCAGAGAUUACAAUGACCACAAAGCAGUCAAGGAAGCUUCGGGCUCUACCACCUCCCUUAAUUCGCUAAGCAGUUACGACACUGGUACUACCAAACAAGACGAUGGCAAGGAUUCGAGUGGCUACGGCUCCAGGGAUUCCCUUGUGUCAUCCUCCAGAGUCAAGGAUGAGGUCGAGGGUUACAGAAGGACACGUUCCGACCUGACUCCGGAUAUUAUCGCCAAGGCCAACGAAGAGUACGACCGAGACCAAAAAGCUGCGUCCAAGUUAAAUUCAUGGGACAAGUCUCGACCGGUAUCAUGGUCAGCCCAAGACCUAAGGAAGGCCGUAGACGAUGCCAAGGAACAGAUUCGGUCUUCGAGAGAAGACCUCCACCGACUCUAUGGCAGCACCAAAUCGUUAUCUCAGGGCCUGGAUAGCGACCUCAGGGACAGCUCAAAUGACCUAUCCACGAAGAACGACUCCACCUACUCCUUCUCCUCGUACCUGGCCAUGCGCACCAAGUCCCCCGCUCGGCCUCCGCUGGCCCGAACGUCCUCCUUGCAAGGCACCGCGUCCACGUCCUCGUCGGCGAGACGGAGCGAGGAGGAGGCCGCCCCAUCCAUCAAGGAGGAGAAGGAGAAGGAGACGAAGAGCUAUUCGAGUUAUUCGAGUUAUUCGAGCGAAAGCAAGAGUUCGAGGCUCUCUUCUCUAGCGCCCAUUUCAGAGGCGAAGUCGAGCCGCCUGUCGACGGAGGACAAGGACAAGGACAAGGCGGAGGCCAACGGGAAGCCCCCGAAGCCUCCGUCGCGACUCAAACUCUCGUCCAAGCUCCUAGACAUCAAGGAGACGCCCAAGGAAGAAAAGCCCAAGAAAAAUAUCUUAAGUCUUAAGGGCGAAGGAUACGGGAGCAGUUCAGAGGUGAAGAGUGAGGAUGACUCCGCCGACGCCACCUACGUCAUCAAGUUGGCCAAACCGAAGAAGGAACCGAAGAAGGUGGAGAUCGACCUCCAGUCCGAGCUCGAGCGCGUGCAGCAAGAACUCAAGGAGAAGAACAAGGAGAUCAAAGAACUCGAAGAACGCACCGAGAGGCUGGAGAGCGAGAACAAGGAACUCUCGGCGAAGAAACCCAAGUUCGGGGACGUCCGGAAGCACACCGAGCUCUCCAAGUUGCAACAGAAGCUCGACGACCUCAGUGACGAAAUGAAGAGCAAGAACAAGGAAGUGAAAGACCUGAAGAAGGAGAUAGACAAACGGCCGUUGCCAAAGGACGUGGAAAAAACCAUGGAGGACUUGAGAUCGAAGCUCCAGGCGGCAGAGCAGCUGUGCGAAGAACUGAUGGACGAAAACGAAGAUUACAAGAAGGAAGUCCGCGCUCUCGAGGAGGAGAUCGAGGAGAUGCAAGACAACUUCAGGGAGGAGCAGGCGGACGAGUACAGAGACCUCAAGCGGGAACUCGAGCAGACUGCCAAGAACUGCCGCGUCCUGCAGUUCAAGCUCAAGAAGGCAGAACGGCGCUCCGAUACGCUGGAGCGGGACAAGGGCGAGAUCGAGGACAAGCUCAAGGAACUCCAGGUCGGCGACGGAGACGUUGACCGCUCGGAGAAGGUCAAGACACUGGAGAAGGAGGUCAACCUGGCGAAGGAGGUGUCCAUGAAGAUGCACGAGGAGAUGGAGAAGAUGAAGAAACAGCUCGAGGAAGCGGAGAAGGAUAAGAAGAAACUCACGGAACAAUGCAAUGAUAAGCCUAUUAGACCGGGAGGAAAAUACAGCCGAUCGCAGCUGAUGGCUCGCCAAGGCAGCCAGGAUAACACCGACCAGCUGCUCCGCGACCUUAAAGAUGCUGGGGAGCGCGAGCAAGACCUGAAGGACCAGCUGAAGUUCGCCGAGGAGGAGACCAAAAACCUGAGGAAGAAGCUGUCUCGAGUCGAGGAGGAGAACGAGACCCUGGCGCUGCAGCUGAAGAAGAUGACCACCAAGGCUAAGGCCAACCGACAGAGGUCCCUCGAGCGCUCGGGAUCUCUGGAGCGUUCGAGUUCCGUGGAGCGAGGAACACUCAGCCGCCAGGGAUCCACCGAGAAGCCGUCGGCGAAGGAACCCGACGAAGGAAUCACCGAGGAUCUCGACCCGACCGAACUGAAGAUUCAACUGGAGCUGAACGAGCAGGAAGCCGCUGUUUUGAGACGAAAGGUUGAAGAUCUGGAGAGCGAGAACGAACGCCUUCAGAAGAACAUCAAAGAAGUCCUUUCCACCACCGACUCCAAAUCCAGAAAGGCUGACGUACCUCUCGACAUCAAGAAACUGGAAAAGGAAAUGGAAAUCCUCAAGACAAGAGUCGAACAAACGGAAACAGAAAACGAGAAGCUGAGUGACGAAAACAAGAGACUGCAGCUGAAGGCCGUGAAGCGUCUCCCUCUCACGGGCGGCGAGACAAGCUACAUCGAGAGACAGGUGAUGGAGGACAAGGUGCGGCGUCUGGAGAAGAAGCUGAAGGAGGCGAACACCAAGCUAAAGGACGCCCAAGUGAACGCCGCAGUGACCGGAGGCGAGCUCGAGGGUAAGGCCGGGGAGGCUGGAGGCGUCGCUAGCAAGAAGCUCAUGGACGAAGUGAAAGACAAAGAUAAUGCAAUCGGGGAUCUGAAAAAGAAAGUCGAUAGCUUACAAGAACAGUACGAUAAGGUGCGGAAAGAGUGCGAUGACAUGAAAAACGCUACGGCUUACAAAGACAGGACUCCCAAGAAACCCAGAGACCUGACGCCCAAGUCCACUCUGGUAAAAUGGGUUGACGAAUUAGAGACCGAGUGCGCCACGCUCAAUGUGAAACUUAAGUUCUUGGAAAUUGAGAAACAAGUCUUAGAGGAAAUGACGCAAGGGAAAAGAGAUCCGAAUAACGCCGUCGAUGGCGAAAUGUGCCACCUGCUCUUUGCCGAGAACGAGAACCUUAAAGCGCACUGCAAGUUCCUCAAAGACAAAGCCGACGCCAAGGAAGCCGAGACCCGGCAGCAGAGGCGUAGAGUGAGGGAGCUCGAGGGAGAGAGGGAGAAAAUGGAGGAGCAGAUGAAAGGUUUUAAGGAGACUGAGCGGAAAGUCGUUGAGGUACUGAACUCGGAGGAAAGAGCGUAUAAGAGGGCCUCGGAAUACACGCCCAAAUCGGCCCUAAGACAAAUGGUAGACGAACUGAAUCGCGAAUGUGCCCGCCUGCACGUCGCCCUCAAGGAGUCCGAGAAGAAGAAGGCGAGGCCGAGCUCCGAGGAUCUAACGAGUCUGCGUGACGUGGAGGACAAGCUCGAGCGGGAGAGAGAGAGGAACGAGGAGCUCACUCGGCAGCUCAAGGAGGAGAGGGAGAAGCAGGACAAAGCUUACGGAAACAAGAGAAGAACAACAAGUGAGGAUGACAUCAGACGCUACGAGGAGAAGGUCGAGACCCUCAAGAAGGAGCUGGCCAAGGAGAAGGAGCGGUACGACGACCUCAAGACCAAGGUCGGGGACGGCAAGUCGGUCGGCUUCGAGGAGCUCCGGUCCGCCCAGUCCGAGAAGCACAGACUCCAGAAAGAGCUGUCGACGGCGCAGCAGACGACGGAGGUGCUGGAGAAGAAGCUCAAGGAAGCGGAGGAGAACGUCAGACUCGCGGAGAAGGCGGAGAGGAAAUCGAAAUACGUGUUGGAGCAGCUCGAGUCAAAGCUGGAGGAAGAGAAGAACAGCCUGACCGCGGCCGAAGAACGCCAGAAGGAAAUGACCAUGUCUUGGCUGAAGGAGCGGGACGACCUGAAGAAGGAGAUCACGGAGGCCAAGAAGACCAAGGAGAAGGCGGAGAGGGAGCUCCGCACGGCCAAGAAAUCGCGCGACCAGAUGGAAACCAUGAUGGAGGAUGAGAAGAGACGCACGGAAGACAUCUCGGCGUCUAAGAAGAAGGACGCUGACGAGAUUAAGAGGCUGAAGGCGGACAAGGAGGGAUUGUCACGCGAGGUCGAUGAGCUGAAGGAUGCUGUCAACAAGCUCGAGAAGUCAAAGGACAACGUGAACUACAAACAAAAGCGAGAAAUGGAGAACCUACGGAAGGAGAAGGAGGACCUCGAGAUCCGCAUGAACACCUUGGAGAGUGAGCUCAAGUCGGAGCAGAAGCGGCGCGAGAGGCUGGAGAAGGACUCGGAGAGGGGCAGCUCAGUUGUUGGCUAUGCUGCAAGAAAGUCCGAGACCGAAGCUAAGAAACUGAAGACCGAGCUGGAGAACGUGAAGAAGGAGUAUGACGAGAAGAUCAAAGAACUGGAAACACAGAUGAAGAAGGAAAAAACGGGUCGUGAAGAACUCCAGAGCAAAUACGACCUCUUGGAGGAAGACUACGUCGUGCAGAAGGCUCAGAUGACGGUCGGCAUUGAGGAUGACUACCAAGCCCUCAAGAAGGACCAUGACACGAUAGAGAUCGAACUGAAGACGUUGCGGGAAACCUACAACAUAAGACAAGACACUUGGAUCAAGGAGAAGCUCGACAUGCAGGAGCAACUUAAAGACCUGGAGAAUCGUCUCAACAAGGUGUCCAUCGACCCGACGUCGUACUCGGAGAAGAAGCGACUCAAGGACAUAAUCGAAGACAAGAACCAGCAGAUCGAAAAACUAAGACGCGACGUCGACGGCGUCAAAGACCAGGCGUCCUUCUACAGGAGAGAGUCCGAGGAGCUCCGGCGUAAAGUGGACGACCUGGAGAAGCUGAGCGAGCUGAACGAGAGGCGGUCGACCUCGCUCAGCACGGCAGACAAAACGUCCUUUGAUACCACCAUCAGAGAACUGAGAUCGAGACUCUCGGCCUCGGAGAAGAACCACAAGACCGAACUAACGAAGAUCAAGAUGAAGUACGACUCGAAACUCAAGGCCAUGACCGAGGAAGUGUCCACCCUGACGCAGCACAUGACCAAGUACAGGAGGGAGAGAGACACUUACAAGGAGAUGCUGGACGGAGCGCAGAGGAACAUCGCCGAACUCAAGGGAAACGUCACUUAUAGGACGUCGCGGGCUGACAACGCAACGGAGAUCGCGGCGGUCCAGCGUGUGGCCGACCUCAAGGCGCAACAGCAUCUGAUCGAGACCCAAGAACUGCAGUCACAGAUCACGGAGCUCGAGGACAAGCUGGCCGACUCCCGCCUCGAGGGCACCAAGAUCAAGAACGAGCUCGUCGACCAGAAGACCAACUUCGAGAUCCAGCUGUGCGACCUGCAGACAAAGCUCAACGAGUACGAGGAGGACCGUCUACUGGGAGGCGGAAGCAGGCGCGUACCGGGCCUCAGGACUCGCCUCGAACUCAACUGGCAGAAGGAGCGCGAGGAGCAACAGAGGCUCAUUCAGGAGACAGCCACACUCGCCAAGGAUCUCAGGCAGACGCUGUACGAGGUGGAGCGCGAGAGAGACCUGGAGAGGCUGGAGGCCAAGAGGAAGAUCGAGCAACUCAAGAAGACGGUGGGCCAAGAGACGUCAGACACCAAGAGCAAAGUGCAAGAGCUUCAGCGCGACCUGAUGGAGCUACGAGAAGCCCACGCGAAGCUCCGUCAGAUCAACGAGAAACUCCGGCGAGAGAAGGACCGGACGGAGGUGGAGCGCGAAGCCAUGAGGGACAAGUACCUGGGCUCCUCCAGGGACAACCUCAACCAGGCGGCCAAGAUGGAGAGGCUCACGGAAGAGAUGAAGAAGGUAAAGGACCUUGCGCCGCUCGUUCUUGGGGAAGGCAUUGACGGCAGAGACAGCUCGCUCACCAGACUACCUGGCGAUCCCAAACCAAAGACGAAGGAGGAGUUCACAGACUCCCUGAAGAGAGCGUGUCGGACUAUGGAGGAGAUGAAGAGGAUGAUGAAUCUCAUGGACGACAGAGACCGGCUGAAAAGGGCGCCGUCGUUCCGAAGAGCGCUAUCGGUGGAGGACAGCGAAGACGAGGGGCCGCCCUCACGCCCACGCAGCGCCCAGAGAGGCUCGUUACGCCCACGCGGCCACAAGUCCUCGCUCUACCGGAAGACGCAAUCCCUCGAUCACCAGAUGGCAGAGGACCGAGGCAAGAUCUGGGUCUCGACGGACGCCGGCAGCACCACCAGCAUAGACUCCACCAUGACAGACGACAUGCGCAGAGCCAAGUACGACCGCGACAUCUCCCUGGACAGGAUCUCCACGGGUUCCCAGACGAGUGACCUGGAUCCUCUCGGCGACAAGAAGAAGAAGGGACUCAAGGGAAUGAUUUCGAAGCUCACCAAGUCCCGCUCUAUCGAGGAUUCGGCCACGGGAGGUUCCAUCGUGGGCGCCGGGGUCAAGGCGAUGGGCGUGGGCGUGGGCGGGUCCGGGAACGACAUCCCGAGCGACGUCGAGAAGGACUCCGUCAAGGGGAAGCUGAAGGGCCUCUUCAAGAAGGGGCCGCCGUCGAGAUCGCAGAGCGUUGACCGAGCAGACGGGCCAAGUGUCAAGAAAAUCGCCAGUUCCUAUGACUAUGACACUGCUUCAAUGGCAUCGAACGCUUCUUCGAAAUCCGCAAGAAACCAGCCUCCACAGUGACCGAGGGAUAUCUUUUGGACCUCCGAGGUUAUAUGGCA